This is a messenger RNA of Rhizopus microsporus ATCC 52813, 1969 nucleotides long. Its product is annotated as WD40 repeat-like protein. The record is from RefSeq and is a predicted model, not a curated record. Gene Ontology annotation, molecular function: protein binding. The coding region runs from base 198 to 1748 and encodes 516 amino acids. The transcript has 2 exons. Lineage: Eukaryota; Fungi; Mucoromycota; Mucoromycetes; Mucorales; Rhizopodaceae.
AAAGAAAGAGAGAGAAAGAGAGGGAGGAUAAGUAAGAGAAUGGGGAAGUGAAAGGUGAAAACAUGGUAAAAUUGAGCCACUCAUAAUUCACCCCUUAUUUUGGAAAAAUAAAACAAACACAUCUCCUAUUUUUUGUAUUUCUUUCUUUUUUUUAUAUUUUCUUUUUCUUUUUUUAUUAUAAUAACAAUAACAAUCGAAUGACAGUGAUCGAUACUGAAGAUAUUUCACCACCUGCAACACCACCAACACACAGUCCAAUACCUCAUCGACUUGAUUUAGAGUCUUGUGCACUUUUAUCGCAAUGUGACGAAAAAGAGCAUCUAUCACAUCUUGUAAGUUCUUUUCAGUUAUUGACACCAAUGCAAAAGCAAUUAUUCUUGUAUGAAAUCAUCAACCACUGCGACAAUGGUCAGCUUACUUUCCUCAACAGUCUGAUCGCACCCAGACUCAAGGUGGACUUUUUAAAGGAACUACCACCCGAGAUAGCCCUGAAUAUUCUUUCUUAUAUUGAUAACCCAGCAACUCUAGCGCAUGCUUCUCGUAUAUCCAAAUAUUGGAACUCAUUGGUUAAAGAUGAAACAGUGUGGAAAGUGCUUUGUAAACGACAUGAAUAUAUCAAGGAAGAAAUAGAAGUUCCUGCUUCAUUUUCAUUUAGAGAUCAUUUUAAGCGAAACUAUGGCAUCCACCGUGCCUGGAGACAAGGUGGAAAAGUGACGACAGUCGAUGGAGGAUUCUCACAUGGACUUGUCACAUCAUUACAAUUUGAUGAAAAAUUUACAGUGGUUGGAUGUGACAAUCAUCGCAUUGAGGUCUUUGAUACCAAUUCUGGUAAAAAAAUUCGAACUCUCGAAGGUCAUGAAGGCGGCGUAUGGGCACUACAAUUUAAAGGAGGAGAACAAGAUGAUCCUGAGCGUGUUUUAUUGUCUGGCGGAUGUGAUAGAGAUGUAAGGGUAUGGGAUCUCAAUCAAGGCAAAUUAAAAUAUAUACUUCGUGGACACACAUCGACUGUUCGGUGCUUAAAGAUUAGAGAUAAACAGAUUGCAGUGACAGGAUCAAGGGAUGCGACACUAAGAGUAUGGGAUAUUCAAAGAGGCGUUUUAUUACAUAUACUUGUUGGACACCAAGCCAGUGUUCGAUGUGUUGAUAUCCAUGGCGAUAUUGCCGUUUCAGGAUCAUAUGACUUUACGGCUAGAGUGUGGGAUCUGAAGACAGGAAGAUGCAAACAUGUACUCGUGGGACACACAUUACAAAUAUACACCAUUGUCACCAAUGGUAAAAUCAUUGCCACAGGAGCUAUGGACGCACAUAUUCGAAUUUGGUCAGUUGAAACAGGUGAAUGUUUAGCUACCUUACACGGACAUACGUCGCUCGUUGGACAAUUACAGCUAUCAGGCACGACCUUGGUGAGUGGGGGAGCGGAUGGAUGCUUACGUGUAUGGGAUAUGGAAACAUUUGAAUGUAAACAACAAUUUUCAGCUCAUGAUAACUCCAUCACUUGCCUACAAUUUGAUGAUCAGCAUAUUCUCAGUGCAGCUAAUGAUGGAAAAGUGAAACUAUGGGAUAUUAAACGUGGUAGACUCAUUAGAAAUUUUACUCAGCCUUCAAAAAUUGUAUGGAAAAUUCAAUUCAAUCAGACAAAAGCCGUUGUACUGAUGCAAAGAAAAAGACCUGAUGAUGAAGGACAAGGUAAAACUGUUAUGGAAAUUCACGACUUUGAUCUAUUGUCACCUUCUUCUUCUUCUUUAUAAUUAUAUAUUUAUAUACCUGCUUUGUAUUUCUUUAAUACGGCAUUUUUUAUUAUUCCCCUUUCUUCCUUUAUUACAUAAAAACCCACUAAAAACUAUGCAAUUUAUAAUUCCUUGUGUGCUGCUGUAAGAUGAUCUGAAUGAAACAAUCAUCCUGAUUUUUUGGGGCCUCUCCUCAAUACUUUACAACGCAUUAUUUCAUUGAAAUAUUGAAUAGCCAUGAG